Molecule: messenger RNA, 2671 nt
Organism: Manihot esculenta (cassava)
Lineage: Eukaryota; Viridiplantae; Streptophyta; Magnoliopsida; Malpighiales; Euphorbiaceae
Product: oligopeptide transporter 1
Exons: 7
Coding region: 183-2417 (744 amino acids)
Biological process (GO): transmembrane transport
Molecular function (GO): oligopeptide transmembrane transporter activity
Source: RefSeq, a predicted model, not a curated record
GCUGCUAUCAUAGAAUAGAAACAAACAGAUAUGGAAGAAGAAAAUCAUAUAAUAAGAAGAAGAAUUAUGAAAUGAAGGCAAAGGAAAGGCUACAAAUAAGAAUCUACCAAUCCUAUCGUCCAAAAUUUCUGUUUCCUGUUUGUUUAACCUGAUUCUUGUUCAGGAAAGUUCAGGCAAGGAAAAUGGUGGAGGUAGAAACUAAUGGGAUUCAUCGACCAGACAAGACGGAGUUGCCUGAGACAGAAGAGAUAAAUGAUUCACCAAUUGAGCAAGUCAGGCUUACAGUUCCAAUCACAGAUGAUCCAACAUUGCCAUGCUUGACAUUUCGAACAUGGGUUUUGGGGGUGAUCUCUUGUGCUCUCCUGUCAUUCCUGAAUCAAUUCUUCGUUUACCGACAGAAUCCUCUAUACAUAUCAUCGGUUGCAGCUCAGAUUGCAGUCCUCCCAAUAGGAAAGUUUAUGGCUGCAUCUUUACCAAACAAAAUAAUUUGCAUUCGAGGAACAAAAUGGUCAUUUUCAUUGAAUCCAGGGCCCUUCAACAUGAAAGAGCAUGUCCUCAUCACCAUAUUUGCCAAUUCAGGAUCAAAUCCUGUCUAUGCAGUGAAUAUUAUUACCAUUGUUAAGGCAUUCUAUCAUAGGGCUAUAAAUCCACUAGCAGCUUUUCUUUUGUCGCUGACUACACAGAUGCUUGGAUAUGGUUGGGCUGGAGUUUUUAGAAGGUUUCUUGUUGAUUCACCUUACAUGUGGUGGCCUGCCAAUCUGGUUCAAGUUUCGCUCUUCCGGGCCUUGCAUGAUGAUGAGACUAGGCCUAAGGGAGGCCUAACAAGGCUGCAGUUCUUCGUAGUAGUCUUUGUAUCGAGCUUCGCAUAUUAUAUCAUUCCUAACUAUUUGUUUCAAUCUAUAACUGCUCUCUCCUUUGUUUGUUGGAUAUGGAAAGAUUCCAUCACAGCCCAACAAAUUGGUUCUGGUCUUAAAGGACUUGGCAUUGGUUCUUUCGCCCUUGAUUGGUCAACCAUAUCUAGCUUCCUGGGAUCUCCCUUAGCCACACCAGGAUUUGCUGUAAUCAAUUUGUUGGCUGGUUUCAUCAUCAUCCUAUACAUCAUGAUCCCUAUAUCUUACUGGACUGAUUCAUAUGGAGCGAAGCGUUUCCCCAUUAUUUCGUCGCAUGUGUUCAAUGCAACCGGACAGCCCUAUGAUGUCGACUUAGUUCUAAAUUCCUCCUCCUUCUCAUUCAAUGAACCAGCUUAUGAUGGCUACAGCAAAGUCCAUUUAAGCAUAUUCUUUGUUUAUGCAUAUGGUCUCAGCUUUGCUAUAUUAGCAGCUACACUCUCUCACGUUGCACUUUUCCAUGGAAGAGAAAUUUGGCACCAAUCAAAAUUAGCACUCAAAGAUAAUUUUGGUGAUGUGCAUACAAGAAUAAUGAAGAAAAAUUAUGAAGUUGUACCUCAGUGGUGGUUCUAUACAGUGUUGAUCGUCAUAGUUGGACUUGCUAUGCUUGCUUGUGAAGGCUUUGGGAGACAGCUGCAACUUCCUUACUGGGGUGUCCUGUUUUCAAUUAGCUUGGCUCUCUUCUUUACCCUCCCCACUGGUGUUAUCCAAGCAACUACAAACCAGCAACCAGGUUUGAAUGUUCUCACUGAACUCAUAAUUGGUUACAUGUAUCCGGGCAGACCAUUGGCGAAUGUCGCCUUUAAGACCUAUGGUUAUAUUAGCAUGACACAGGCACUUAUGUUCCUUUCAGACUUCAAGCUGGGUCAUUACAUGAAAAUUCCUCCUAAAUCCAUGUUUAUUGUCCAGCUUGUAGGAACUGUAAUUGCAUCCUCAGCUUAUUACGGCACGGCAUGGUGGCUUCUCACUUCAGUAGAACACAUCUGUGAUCCUGAAAAGCUGCCAACAGGAAGUCCCUGGACGUGUCCAGGAGAUGAUGUUUUCUACAAUGCUUCCAUCAUUUGGGGUGUUGUAGGGCCAUUAAGAAUGUUCGGCCGUCUUGGUCUUUACUCUAAGAUGAACUACUUCUUUCUUGUUGGCCUACUGGCGCCGGUGGUAGUGUGGUUGCUGUCGCGCACGUUCCCGGACAAGAAGUGGAUAAAGCUCAUUAACAUACCUGUAAUCUUAAGCGGAACAGGGGCAAUGCCGCCAGCUAGAGCUGUGAACUAUAUAAGUUGGUUUACAGUUGGGAUUUUCUUUAACUUCGUGGUGUAUAAAAGAUACAAGAGUUGGUGGGCUAGGCACAACUACAUUCUAUCGGCUGGGUUAGAUGCUGGGGUUGCUUUCCUGGCCAUUCUUUGCUAUUUCACCUUGCAGCUCAAGAACAUAAAUGGACCAGAAUGGUGGGGUUUGGAGUUAGACGAUCACUGCCCUCUGGCCAAGUGCCCUACUGCUCCAGGAGUAGUAGCUGAGGGGUGUCCAGUUUUGUGAUGAAUGCUCCAAAACUGCCGGCCUUCUGUAGAGGAAGAAAGCAUCAUAUGUAUAUAGGGAAGGAAGUGUGAGCUCCCGUCUGGAUAAUUUACUUCCUGUUUGCGUAAUUUAAUUUCAAAGCCAAAGGCAACACAACACAACACAACUAUGGGAUUGUGUUAGUUGCCUGCCUGAGUUUUCUUGUGCUGGAUUUUAAAUUGUUUAGUAGAAAUGGUUAUAAAGUGAUAAUCCUAUGUCAACUCAUUAAAUUGUUU